Messenger RNA from Brassica rapa (field mustard), 3440 nucleotides. RefSeq lists its product as uncharacterized. NCBI's taxonomy places the organism in Eukaryota, Viridiplantae, Streptophyta, Magnoliopsida, Brassicales, Brassicaceae. The record is from RefSeq and is a predicted model, not a curated record.
CAACAUCCUUAGUUAAUUUUGAUUUAUUUAUUUUAUUAUUAAAAUAUUAUUUAUAUUUUAAAAUAAUAUAUACUGCGACUUAUACAUCAAAAAUGUUACCAAUCAAAUAAUAUUAAUAAAAUAAUAACUCACAUUUUUACUGCGAACUCACCACAUAAAUCUACAGUUUCUACCACAUAGUUUUUACUACAAGUUACAUCAAAUCGUACAUUUUAUUGUAACUCAACUCUAAUACUAUGUGUCACCAGUCGAAGCCGUAGAUUAAUGUUGACAAUAACACACGUUUAGAGGUUUAAGAAACUAGGUUGCAUUGAUACAAAUGAAAAACUUGAUAUACUGGAAAGUUCUGAUGAUGGAAUGAAGCGUUGGAAAAUACAUUUUUUUUGUAAAAAAAAAAGCAUGUUAUGUUUUUUUUUUUUGCUAAAAUAUUUUCUAUUAACAUUAAAUAAACAAUUUAUGUUAAAUACUUCAUCAAAAACGUGUUUUCUGAUUAAGAUUAUGAUUUUAUCUAAAAAUGUUUUUAUUAUUGGUCUCCAAUCAAUAUUAUACUCACUAUGUUCCUUAAAGUUAUAUAUUCUAGAUUUUUCACACAUCUUAAUAAAACACGUUAAAUUUGCAUGGUUUUUUGUGUUUAUUUUUUUUUAUAAUUUUAAGCCAAUAAAAAUUUAACUAGUGCAAUUAAGUUUUUUAAAUUUUGCAAUUAAUUAAUAAAAUAUGCAUUGAAAAUAUAAAAUAUGGAUCUUUUUGAAACAAAUUUUUUCUACUAGAAUAUGUAAUUUUAAGGAGCGGAUGGAGUAUAUGCUUAAUAAGAUUUUAACAAAUUGUUUUUUGAGUGGUAGAGUUCUAUGUUUUCUAUAUUGUGUUUGCUUUGAAUCUGAAUAUCUCAUAUUUCAUUGCUAAUAUCAUGUAUAAUCAUUAGAUAAAACUCAAACAAGAUUCAUUCAUCUAAGAUAAUUUUAUUAAAUUAGUUUUACAAUUAAUUUAAAUUUUUGAUUAAUGGACUCAGUAUUUUAUGAAUCUAAAUUGACCAAGCCAAUUUGAAUUGGACAUGUAAUCCAAACUUUCUAAAUAUAUCUCUUUCCAAUUUUUGUUAAAAGUCAACUUUUAUCUCCCAGUUUAAAAUUUCUCCAAAGGUAAUGAGAAAUUGUUAGAAAUAUCACAAGUUAAGUAUUAUUUUCAAAAAUACCACAAAUAAAAAAAUAUACUCACAUUUGGAUUUAUGCUUUAGUGAUUAUUGUUUAAGGUUUAGUAUUAAGGAGUUGGGAUUGAGUUUAUAAAUAUUCUAUAAAUAUUUUAAAAAAUUAGCUUAGUGUUAUUUUAUCACAAAUUUAAUGUAUUUGUGAAAAUAAUCAUUCCUUAAUGGUAAAUUUGAAAAGUGGUAUCAAAUUUGUGGUAAAAUUGAAAUUUUCCAGUUAUCUUCUAUCUAGUCUAACUUUCUCAUUUGACUUGGCAUUUUCUAAACCCAACAAAACAAAAACCCAACUGAAUAUGCAUUAACAUUAUUUUUUGUCGUUUUGAUUAACAAAAGCAAGGACCUCUCAGUGUCAACUCCAGUGGCUCAUGCUCUCUUGGAAUUUUCUCUAACUGUUUACAUCCCAGCUUAACGUUAGCCACGCCCACGCAUGGCUCCUCACAAACUCAUCAACGUGUCCUUCGUGUAGACACAACUUCCUCCUCGGCCAUUAACUGGUAUUCUUUGAAGAGGCAAAUCAUCAUCGGAAACUUGGCCAAUAAAUUCUUCUUCCUUGGCAAAUUUUUGUGUUAUCCGCUUCGAGAAGAAACAAAUUACUUGAGGCAUGACGAAAUUGAAUUAAUUUAUGAAGGCUUUUGAAAUAUCUCAAGUGAUGAUAGUGUUGAAUCCUAAAUCCGGUGAUGGAAGUUUAGAAUACAGUAAUCAGAUAUUAAAUGAGAUUAAAUGGAGCCAAAAUUUUUGUUUAAUGAAGUGUAAGCAAAAAACCGAAAUGAAAUACAAAGAAGGAACUCGUCAUCCUAAGACUAACUCGUCGUCAAAGCUAUUUUUCUCUCUAUUCUCACUCUAGUUUCUUCUGGUAUUUUUCAGUGUCUUUCUCUUAACUUUGAACUUUCUUUUAUAGACACGGCGUGAGGAGUUGUUGGCUCGUCAUCAUUGCUUCCUGACUUGCCACCGUGUUCGACGGAGUUGUUGGUGGCUAGGUUCGACGCCGUAAUAGGAAUUUCGACCUGACAUUCGACGGCGUGUGUCAGGUUGUCUGGCGAGUUGGUGAGUCAGUUGUCUUGAAGUGACCGAGCUUGUUAUGGGCCACGCUUCUUUCUUGGGCUUUGUCUUCGUGGUUGGACCGAGUGAACUCCCGGGCCGUAAUGCUAAUCAGGGCCCAUAUCCAACAGAUGGGCUUAAUUGAGUUAACGUGAAGCCUGUAUUCUUGUCAUAUUCUUGUCAUCACUCCGCCCAUUUCCUUUUUCAAUCUAACUCAUAUAUAUUACGGACUUACCAGAUGAAACAAUUCUGAAAUUUUUAAAACAAUAAUGGCAUAAUGCAAGAGUCAAGACAUGAGGACCACAGACAGAUACAUUGAACACUAAAGGACUGAUUGUCAGGGACAGGUUCAGUGGCUAUGGCCUUGAUAUGGGUUCCUUGUCUCCUGUUGUCUGUUCCGGACAACUUGUUAUGUUCCAAAUCCUCGCCAUCCUAACUAUUUCUUUAUAUAUAACGCCUUGUAUCUAAAUAUGAGUGUAAGAUAUGAUGAAGGUGGUGAAAUGCAAGAAGGUCAAGCACCAUGAUCGUAGGGGACGAAAGGGGAAACCGAGGUUUCUUGAAACUUGUAUGCGAAGAAACCUAGGGAUUCUUCGUAGGACAAUACCAGGUUGUGAAGAAGUAGAAGAGGAGGAAGCCUUGAUCCUCAAGUCAAUUCAGCAUGUCAUGCUUCUCAAAUCUCAUGUUACUUUACUUAGAAAGCUAGCUGAUGUUUGUGGAGCCUAACGAACGCAUCGAGGGCUUAAAAUCUGGAUCGUCCAUCUUCAGACUCUUAUCCAUCUUCUACUUUCACAAUAUUCUUCAUUAAUUAAACACUAACCAAAACAACUUGAAGAAAGAAUCACGUAUAAACAAAACGAUAUCUGGUUACUUACAGAACAAGAAACAGGACUUGAGUCGCCUUGAAACUUGGCGAUCGAUGUCUCUACGGGGACAAUGGAACGGUCGUAAUGGUCAGGCUGAAGCGAUUGAACCGCAAAAUUACACCAUUCUCGAGAUAGAAAGUCCAUACUGUCUGGAUGUGCCUCCGAAGGCGAUGGAUUAUUGCUCAACUGAAGAUGAUGAUCUGUUGAUGUUAAUGCUAGUUCCAUAGUGUUUAUUUUAGUUCAAAGAUUGUGACUUUGAGAAUGUUGAUUGAUCAAAUAUUUAUGUUAUUUGCUUAUUGCUAUGAAAGAAGGAAAUUAUUAGUUAGUUUAAUUUUUUUGUUUGA